Messenger RNA from Guillardia theta CCMP2712, 2103 nucleotides. RefSeq lists its product as hypothetical. Gene Ontology annotation, biological process: microtubule cytoskeleton organization; protein polyglutamylation. Bases 1 to 2103 code for a protein of 700 amino acids. Gene Ontology annotation, molecular function: tubulin-glutamic acid ligase activity; tubulin binding. Gene Ontology annotation, cellular component: cilium. The transcript has 25 exons. Lineage: Eukaryota; Cryptophyceae; Pyrenomonadales; Geminigeraceae. The record is from RefSeq and is a predicted model, not a curated record.
AUGUUUCGCUCCAGCUUCCGCAUCCUGACACCUUCAGUCUCAGUCUUCCUCCCUGCAUUCUCCAACGAGACGAGACAGGAGAGGAGGGUGGCGGCGAGGGGGAAUGAGGAGGAGUUCCAAUCAGACAGCGAGGAGACCCACAGCUCCAGGAUGGAUUCACCGCUGACACAGCCUGACCUCUUGGAGUGCGACGACGAUGGGGACUCGCAAGACUCCCGCGAUCUUCAGAUGGAAGGUCCCUCCUUACCUUUUCUUGCAACCGAGAAGAAAACUACGACGAGGAUGACGAAAGUGACGUGCAAGACAGCGGCAGGAGUGACAGCGAGAGCGAGUCAGUCGUCGAUCCUGGCGAGGUGGCCUAUGAAGCCUGAGCUCAAGGUUCCGGGGGCUGACGUGCGACCUCAGCAGGAUGUCGACCAGCUGCUGGACGAAGUCGCCGCUGCCGAUGUCAGCGGGCUGAAGGGAAGAGUCUGGCACAGCUGCUUCUUCGGGCGUCCUCCUUCACUGCAUUUCUUGCACGAUUGGUAUCACAAUGCCGGAGAGGUUAAGAGUGGAGACGAAGACGAAAAGAAGGAGGAGGGCAGGAAGCAGGAGGAAGCGACAGAAGAGACGAUCUCAGAAUCAUGGAGCAAGAAGGAUGGGACCAGCUCGUGGGAGGAUGCAUGGAAGGACAGUCGAGGGAGAGAUCUCUUCUCUCUCUUGCAGGAGAAAGGCUGGAUGAAGCUCAAGAUGACAAACAAGAGCUCACAGGCUCGUAGAGCCCACGAGAAUGCUGGUUAUGCUGUCUUGCGGAAGGACCAGAACCCGACGGCUGCUCGAACUUCUCAUUUCAACUGCUGGUGGGCCCACGCGCUCUCGCCGCAUGACAGCAGGUGGAAGAAGCUGCAGGCACAUCAGAAAGUCAAUCACUUUCCCGGGACCUUCUGCAUUGGUCGCAAGGAUCGACUGACGAGAAAUCUGAUGCGUUUCAAGCGCCGUGUUGGGAAGGACAAGUGCGACUUUUAUCCCUCCACCUACAUUCUUCCUGCGAGCUACACGGAGUUCAAGAAUGAUUUCCAGUCCAGCAAGGGAGUCUGGAUCUGGAAGCCUUGCGCCAGCGCCCGGGGGAUCGGGAUCAAGAUCGUGACGAGACUAGAGCAGGUGUCGAAGAAGAAGCCAGGGCUCAUCCAAGAGUACAUCAACUCUCCUCUCCUCAUCAACGGCUUCAAGUUCGACCUUCGUGUCUACGUUCUGGCCACAAGCUUCAACCCCCUGAAGCUCUACAUCUUCACCAACGGGCUCGUGCGUUUCUCAACGAAGAAGUACAAAAGAGUGCGGAGUGAUGCGGACAUGGAUGCAUGGACAGGCAGCAAGUGGUCCAUCCGUGCCCUCUGGCGAUACCUGCGGGAGGAGCUGGACUACACCCAAGAGAGGGUAGACAAGGUCUGGAGCGACAUCCGGAGCGUGAUCUUGCGCACCUUCAUAGCCGCGGAGUCUCACAUCAACAUCAACACCUCCCUCCUCCACCUCGACCGUUCCAACUGCUUCGAGCUCUGGGGAGUCGACAUCCUCCUGGACUCAGCUGACGUCGGCCUCUCGACAGCCCUGAAGCCAUGGCUGGUGGAGGUCAACACGUCCCCCGACCUGAGCGCGAGCAGCCCUCUUGACAAGGAGAUCAAGGGCUCACUCUUCACCGACACCUUUACUAUCGUCGGCGCCGAGGUCGUCAAGCAGAAGAAGCAUCAUGGCAGGUCCAGGGACCCCCAGCCGGAGACACGUGUGAGGCCGACGGGAUCAGCAGAUGAAAGCCGGAGGAAGCCGAGCAACAACCUGCAAACAACCUCGACGAGCUGGUUCAGCGAUCUCACACCGCUGGACAUCCAGGUGCUCCAGCAGAGCGAGGAUGAGUUCCGUCGGCAGGAGUCGACACAGUUCGAGAUCUUGUACCCCCACCCCUCCAUGUGCGAGAUCUACGAGCCGAUGUUCGAAAGCUCGAGAAGCUUGAACCGUCUCUUGCACCAUUGGGUCAAGUGCAGGGAAAAUCCUCCUCCUCGACUUUGCGAGCUGCUAGACAUGAAGCCUUCAGCGCUGCACACCCGUCGAGAGGAGCCCCAAAUUCUUUGA